This is a messenger RNA of Oikopleura dioica, 918 nucleotides long. Lineage: Eukaryota; Metazoa; Chordata; Appendicularia; Copelata; Oikopleuridae. The record is from the annotation of a GenBank genome assembly.
AUGAAAAUUCUAGCUUCAUUCUUUUUUGGCCUUAUUGAUGCCCAGAUUUCAUGCAAUAGAGAAUGUCCAAAGAGAACAGAUUACAAGUGGUGCAGGGAGCAUAUCAAGGAUUACAUAACUGUCCCCGACUAUAAGCAGGAAGAAAUUCCAAAUCCAACAAGGCGACAAAUUGAUAUCAAGGAAGACUGGCACAAAAAUAGGGGCUGGGUCAUCGCAGUCUUUGACUCAAACUCCGAGGGCUGUGGCGAUUACAAUGGAAUCGAUGACGUCAACGACGUCAACUACAACACUUGCUUCGAUAAAUGGUACACUGGUUGUCGAACCAAUCCGAACGCUGGGUCUAGCACACGGGCAUGUCGAAACUCCUUGGUAGAAUCAAGUCGACAAGGCCGCCUCGCGUUCGCCAGUCAAGUUGAUCAACGAGUCAGCAACAUGCUCAAAAUCGACAAGAAACACGUCCAUUGGUUCUCCUCACACGCGGAAGGCUGCGACGAUCAGAAAUACAAUGGCUGUCGGAAAAUCGAUCAAUUCGCGGGGGCAUCAGCGGAAGUUUACCAAGAACACAUCAAAAGUCAAUAUGGACUUUCUUCCAAAAACAUUCGCCUCGACGUCCCUGUCGUCCAGAAAAUGGGUGCGAAGAUGAUCUGGCAGAAUUAUCGACAGGGGCUCGACCGUGAAUUCAGCUCGAUAAACGAUCAUUACUGCGCAGACUGGGAUGUCUUGCUUACUCUUUGCUCGACAAAUGAAGAUCCCUCGAGUCCGGAUUUUGGCGAUAUUGCUUGGAGGACUUCGAAUCUGAACAGCGAGUUCUUCGUCACUGAUUAUCGACAAUUCGAGGUUGGAAUUCAAGAUCAUUGGUUUGGAAACAACAAAAUUGAACAAUGCGUGACUCUUUAUGUUUCUCCCUUUUCGCACUGA